GGAGGGGAGGGGGGCUGAGGUGUGCCCGACUGACAGAGCUUUGUUUUGGGGGUGAACGACACCGCUUGCGCGCAACGGAGAGUCGGCGCAAAGUUUCCUCGAUGGCGCUGGUGAUGGAGCCGGUGAGCAAAUGGAGCACGAGCCAGGUGGUGGACUGGAUGAAAGGUCUGGACGACUGCUUGCAGCAGUACGUGUGUGUGUUUGAGCGCGGCGGUGUGUGUGGGGAGAGGCUGCUGAGGAUCAGCCACGCCGAGCUGGAGGAGCUGGGAGUCUCUCGCAUCGGACACCAGGAGCUCAUCCUGGAGGCCGUCGACCUGCUCUGCGCUCUGAACUCAGGUCUGGAGACGGAGAGCGUCAGGACUCUGGCUCACAAGCUCGGCGCCUCGGCCAAGAACCUGCAGAACUUCAUUUCCGGCCGCCGCCGGAGCAGCCAAUCGGAGAGCAGAACCUCGCGGCGGCUGCCCAACGAUCUGCUGACCUCUGUGGUCGACCUCAUCACCGCCGCCAAGAGUCUGCUCGCCUGGCUGGACAGGUCUCCGUUUGCUGCAGUGGCGGACUACUCGGUAACCCGAAAUAAUGUCAUUCAGCUCUGCCUGGAGCUCACCACCAUUGUACAGCAGGACUGUACGGUGUUUGAGACGGAGAACAAAAUCCUUCACGUGUGUAAGACUCUGUCGGAGGUGUGUGAGCACAUAGUGUGCGUGUCCUCCGACCCGCUGGUCUCCCAGUCGGCCCACCUCGAGCUGGUCCACCUCACCAACAUCAAGACCUCUGAAGGCCUGGGCAUGUACAUCAAGUCGACGUACGACGGCCUCCAUGUGAUCACAGGAACUACCGAGGCGUCUCCAGCUGACCGCUGUAAGAAGAUCCACGCGGGAGAUGAAGUCAUUCAAGUCAAUCACCAAACGGUGGUGGGCUGGCAGCUGCGCAACCUGGUGGGCUCGCUGAGGGCCGACAAGGGCGUGGUGUCCCUGACCCUGAAGAAGCGUCCGCAGAGCACGCUCAGCUCCGCCCCCGCGCUGCUGAAGAACAUGCGCUGGAAACCCCUGGCUCUGCAGCCAACCAGAAGCCCAGGCAGCGGUUCAGGCACGCCCUUGGACACGCCCACCAAGAGCUCGGCGCUGCAGGACCUUUACAUCCCCCCUCCGCCCGCUGAGCCUUACACACCCAGAGACGAGACGGGAGCCCUGUCUGUAGACGAGGCGUCUCGCAACCACGGUGGAGUCAGCCUGGCCAAGCGCUCCGAGUCGCCCAACUCCUUCCUGGAUCAAGAGUCUCUCCGGCGAGAAGAGGAGGAGCCCGUGUACUGCACCACGCCCACAUAUGGCAGGCUGAGGCCCAUCUCCAUGCCUGUGGAGUGUAACUGGGUGGGCGACUAUGAAGACCCAGCCAAGCUCAACAGAGAAAGUCGCAGAGAGGCGUCGCUCCUGCGUUACGUGGGCCUGCCCGGCGCCGACGAGCGGAUCGGCUCCGACGACUACUCCUCCCACACGGCCCGUCCGGGCAAGCGGACCAACGACACGACCAAGCGCGCCAAGAGGCGGAGCCACCACAGCCAGAGCCCCUCCCACUACGUCCUGCAGACCAAUCAGAGGGAUUCCCCGCCCCGAGACCCAGCCUCCAUUUAUCACACAUACCAGCAGUCGUCCUCGCUGCAGACAAAGAACAGGAAGAAGAAUAAAGGACGAGCGUUGGCCUCGCUGAGUCGCCGGAGAGUUUCCUGCAAGGCGCUGGGCCGGGGCGACUGCGAGGGCUGGCUGUGGAGGAAGAGAGACGCAAAGGGCUACUUCUCUCAGAAGUGGAAGAAGUACUGGUUCGUGCUGAAGGACAACUGCCUGUACUGGUACAUCAACGAGGAGGACGAGAAGGCCGAGGGCUUCGUCAGCCUCCCCGAGUUCAAGAUCGACCGGGCCAAUGAAUGUCGCAAGAAGUAUGCCUUCAAAGCGUGUCACCCCAAGGUCAAGAGCUUCUACUUCGCAGCAGAUGGAGUGGAUGACAUGAACAGAUGGCUGAGUCGCCUCAACAUGGCCGCCGUGGGCUACGCCGAGCGUGAGAGGCUGCGCCAGGAGCAGGAUUACUGGAGUGAGAGCGAACAUGAGGAGGACACCACCUCCAGCCCCAAACAGGACAGUCCCCCGCCUCCAUACGAUACCUACCCACGGCCUCCAUCGAUGAGUGCCUACCUGGAGGGCCGCACCACUCGGCUGUCCUCCACGGAGACGUCCCGCUCCCGCUCCUCCCAGGAGGACUUCCUGUGCGGCGAGCCACCGGCGGCGGCCGCCGAGCCGCAGUACCACCCGGGUCCGCUGGGGGGCGGCACCACGCACAGUGGCAGAAAGCCGGGCGGCAGCAACAGCAGCGAUGUGCAGUACCGAUGUGAUCCUGUGGAGUACCGUUCCAGUCCCGCAGGGGGCAGCAGUGAGACGGGGUCGCCCGGCCGCUCUUCGUCGUCCCAGCGACGUUCCUGGCAGGACCUGAUCGAGACGCCGCUGACCGAGGCCGGACUGCACUAUUUACAAACUGGACCACUAGAGGACGCCGUCUUCGCUGAGCCCGGCCCGGGAGGCGGGGGGGCGAUGACGGCCGGAGCCGUCUACACUCUUCCCGCGCAGAGGAAUGUCCCGUUGCCCAUGGCGAUGCAGAGGCUGAUUCCUAUGGCAACCCAGGGAGGGAAACCCCGCAGCUUCACGCUGCCCAGAGACAGCAACCUCCACACGCUCCUCACGCCCUCCGCGAAGGAAGAGCAGCAAACGCACAACGGGGGCAGUGAAGGUGCGUCCCUGGGCGACCUGUUCCGGGCGUGCGAGCAGGGCGGCGUGUGCCCCCUGGGCCGCGCGUCGGACGCCAAGGACCAGGCCGAGUUCAGGCAGUCGUUCCUCCGACGGGCCGCCGACCCUCAGCUCAACGACCGCCUGCACCGCCUCCGCAUCCUCACCUCCACGCUGAAGGACAGGGAGGGGGAGCUAGCGCUGAUUGACAGGCUGUUGGCCAAUCCCCAGCUGUCGUCGGCUGAGUUCCAGGAGUGGAAGAGAGCCUAUCAGGAGCUGUUCUCUCAGGAGCCAAACUCCGCCGCCGAGACAGACCCCGGCCCGCCACUGACCCCCUCGCUCUCUCACACACACUCCUACAUCGAGACCCAUGUCUGACCUGUGAAGCACGCACACACACACGAUCACACACACACACACACACACACACGAUGACGAUGACCUGCGCUCCUCUCGCCUCCCAGUUCUGGAAAGAGUCGCAGUUUUCGUGAGGGAGGAGUCCAAGCGCAAUACGACACUUUUUUUUCUGGGGGACACGCGUUGUCUGAGUAACGUAAUGAGACGAUUCCCUCUGUGUUUGGUCUAAACGCACCACAACACUGGUAACACCCGGAAUGCUCGACUUAAAGUGAGGAAACUGAUUCUAUGAGCUAUCGUGGAGCUAUUGCUGCAAGCCCCAACCCCAAGCCCCCCCCCCCCAGCUUUAAUACUCGAUAUCCAUGACGAUAUUUUCUGUACGGCGAGUGUUUCAGGCUGAGGACAGUGAGCACAUGUCUUUUGGAUUUCUAGUUCUAGAGACUUCUGUUUGUGCUGCUUUGUGAGAAGUUCGUUCUGUGCUGGGCUGGACCUGGACCUGGGUGCAUGCACAUUCGAUAUAGGACCCAUUUAAAGGAGCAAUCCACCUUAAAAAAAAAUCUUUAAUGCGGUGAACUUGGGGCUUUUGUGGACCAAGAAGAGUCUUGUUUUUUCCCCCUCCAAUGCCAGUCACUUGAUUUUAUCACUCCUUAAUUCUUCAGGCGGAAACAUCUUCUUCAUCUCAUCAUCUUUAUUGUUUUAUGCAGAUUACAGGGCCAUUUGCACCUCGGAUUAAACAUGUGAUCUCUAUCUGGAAAUUGACAUUUGCUCCACGGGUUCUCUUUUUGUAAAAUGUCAAUGGUGCCUGCGCUGUGAUCGGAUCUCGACAUGCGAGUGAAUUCGCUGUGUGUGAAAAAAAAUCUACUUGGCAAUAAACCUGUUUCUUGACGCUGACUCUGAACAUGCAUGGUCGUGCUGCACGAAUUACACCAGGCGGAGAUCCGAUCGCAGCGCGAGCCCGACCAGUUCGCGUGUAAACGUCCAGAUGGGAAAUCCAGUUACAGAUGUUAAUGCCAGGUGUAGACUCAUGCAUCUCCAUAAAUCUGACCUCUAACACCGCAUAACGGUAUAAAGCAGUAGAGUCCAAAGGUAUGACCACAAUUUAAUGUAUUUGAUUUCAUUCCCCACAUCGUAUCAUUUAACAAAAAGGUGUUUCUACUGUACGGCAGUGAGGCUGGAUACUUGCAAUUUGCCUCUGGAUCCAUUUUCUUUCAUUUUCUCCGGCUGUAAUUUGCCAUUUCAUCACCUGAGAUACAGUCACCAUGGCAACUACAAGUCUAAGAGACAAAAAAAAAAAAAAAAAAAUGGCUUAGCUGGUCUGGUCACCAGAGAAAACAUCAUAAAACAUAUUUUUACAUACAACAUAAAUAACGUAACGUAUAUUUAAAGUAGAAUGAUUGUCGCUAAAUGGCUCCUGAUCAAUCAUUAUACUUCAUGUAACAGUGUAAAGGUUUCCAAAGGGUGGACUUUUCCCUCAUUUGGCUCCUCUGUAUCCUGCAUGCAACAUAGAGAGCAUGAGGGAAUGUUUGCAUAGGAAUUGAAUUUACGGAUCUGAUGAAUAUAUAUAUAUAUAUAUAUAUAUAUAUGUUAGUUUAUUAUUCGUCCACCGCUGCCAAAUGGCUUAAUACUCAGAGGCAACUGCACAAAACUAUGAAAGCAAUCAUGCAGACUAAUAAGCACAGAGAAAACACAUGGCACUCGGUUUGAAUGCUCUUUCAAUGCUGCUGCCCCGUGGUUGGUUGUAGUAGCAUGUCUUUGUUGUAGAUAAAACACAAUAUUCCUUUUUUCCCCCUGUUUUUUGUGUUUUGAAAUUCUCUAGAUACAGUAGAUCUCUCUAUCUUUGCAGAGUGCAAACUAAGUGUCUUGGGUGAUGUUCUCUAACUCUAAUCGGGUCUUUUUUCCAGAGACCGUCGUUGAGUAAAGAUUGUUUAAUGUUAAAGCUGGAAAUUACGGUUUAAAAAGGAAAAGAAGAAGCAGUAUUUAUUUAAACGUGAUCAAUCUGCGUUUACUUGUCGGGGAAGAGGCGGGUGGAUCAAUAAAGUUUGGUCAUUUGGAUGAA
Messenger RNA from Scophthalmus maximus (turbot), 5181 nucleotides. RefSeq names its product connector enhancer of kinase suppressor of Ras 2a (gene cnksr2a). Gene Ontology annotation, molecular function: protein binding. The transcript has 24 exons. The coding region runs from base 102 to 3146 and encodes 1014 amino acids. Lineage: Eukaryota; Metazoa; Chordata; Actinopteri; Pleuronectiformes; Scophthalmidae. Gene Ontology annotation, cellular component: membrane; cytoplasm. The record is from RefSeq and is a predicted model, not a curated record. Gene Ontology annotation, biological process: regulation of signal transduction.